CGUCCUUCCGCUCUGACACCGGAAGUGCGUCACCAGCUGACCACCGCUGCCAUUUGGGAACCUGCGUGUUUAUUGUUCAGUCGUCUAAUUUUCACAUCAAAAACACUUCAUCAUGGCUAUGCAAGCAGCGAAACGCGCUAAUAUACGAUUACCUCCCGAGGUCAACAGAAUCCUUUACAUCAGGAACCUUCCUUAUAAGAUCACAGCAGAGGAAAUGUACGACAUCUUUGGGAAAUACGGGCCAAUACGUCAAAUCAGAACAGGGAACACGCCAGAAACAAGAGGAACAGCAUAUGUGGUUUAUGAAGACAUCUUCGAUGCCAAAAACGCCUGCGACCAUCUCUCAGGCUUCAACGUCUGCAACCGUUACCUGGUGGUUCUCUACUACAAUGCAAACAGAGCUUUCCAGAAAAUGGACACAAAGAAGAAAGAGGAGCAGCUGAAGCUCCUAAAAGAGAAAUAUGGCAUCAACACAGAUCCUCCAAAGUAGCAUUCUGGAAACACCCCCCUCUCCCCUCGUGUCCUCAAUUUUUUCUUUUUAUCUGUACAAACCUCACGUGUUGCUUUGUUAAUUCUGGUGAUAAUUUACUGAUACAGUUGUGAAAAUAUGUUUGGCCUUUUUUUUUUUCAUUAUUUUAUUCAUAUGAGGAGUUAGACGAUAUGUGCAAACAUUCUGGUUAGACUUGCAGCAUUUGAGUUAAUGUCUCGGCUGUUUGUCAUGCCAGUCAAAGAAUGAUGUUUCUCAAAACUCUCCUGUCAGUUUGAUUUAUAUAAUAAGACUUCAGAUUUGUGGCGUUCCUCUCAAAUUGAUUUACAAGUGGGACAAACUCUCAGCAAGUUUUAUAAGGACUUAUAUAGUGACUGGUCAUAGUUUUUGCACCCUGAAGUUUAUCUUCUCUGUAAAAUAAAUGUUCUUUUUCUAAAA
Messenger RNA from Thunnus maccoyii (southern bluefin tuna), 925 nucleotides. It is a transcript of the gene sf3b6, whose product is annotated as splicing factor 3b, subunit 6. The record is from RefSeq and is a predicted model, not a curated record. Gene Ontology annotation, cellular component: nucleus; cytoplasm; ribonucleoprotein complex. The coding region runs from base 113 to 490 and encodes 125 amino acids. NCBI's taxonomy places the organism in Eukaryota, Metazoa, Chordata, Actinopteri, Scombriformes, Scombridae. Gene Ontology annotation, molecular function: mRNA binding. The transcript has 4 exons.